AUGCCUGCAGACUACGAGACAUACGACCUGGGCGACUUUGCGGUGCAGAGCGGCGCCACCAUCCCCAAAGCCUGGAUCGCCUACAAGACCUAUGGCUCCUCCAGUAACCCUGUCGUGCUCUACCCGUCGUGGUACUCGGGCCUCAUCUCCGACAAUGAGUGGCUGAUUGGCGCCGACAAGACCCUCAACCCGGACAAAUACUUCAUCAUCAUCACCGCCCUCUUUGGCAACGGCCAGUCCAUCAGCCCCUCAAACUCGGACGUCGUGCCCUUCCCGGACGUCACCUUCUACGAUAAUGUCAAAGCCCAACACCGUCUGCUUACCGAGAAGCUGGGCGUGAAGCACCUGAGGGCCGUACUCGGCUGGAGCAUGGGUGCCGGCCAGGCGUUCCAGUGGGCCACCCAGUAUCCCGACUUCGUUGACAUUGCCGUGCCCUUUUGUGGGAGCGCAAAAACAUCCAUCCACAACCAGGUCUUCUUGGAAGGCGUCAAGUCGGCCCUGUUGGCGGCCAAAGGGCUCAGUUCCGCCGGGAGUACCUUUGGCAGAGUGGAAAACGCCCAAGAUGCCGUCGCCAUCAAGUCGAACCGUCAGUGGACCGACCAGGAAAAGGCCACCGGUCUCAAGGCCUUUGGGAGAGGAUAUGCCGGAUGGGGCUUCUCCCAGGCCUUUUACCGCGAAAAGCUUCACCAGUCAGCCUACGGCGCAAAGGAUCUCGAGGAUUUCAUGGUCAAUUUCUGGGAGACUUGGGCACUGUCAAAGGAUCCCGAGAAUUUGUUGGUCAUGCUGUACACCUGGCAGGCCGGUGAUGUGAGCAAGCAAGAACCUUAUAACGGCGACUUUGAGGCGGCAAUGAGGGCUAUCAAGGCGAAGACCCUGGUGUUGCCCAGCAAGACGGACCUAUACUUCCCGCCCGAGGACUCCGAGUACGAAGUGCAAAACAUGUCUCCAGGCGUGGGCCAACUGGAUGUAUACCCAAGCAUCUGGGGGCAUUGGGCGGGCGGACCACCUGGUAAUUUGGAGGAUGUCAAAUGGCUUGAUGAACGCCUUGCAAAGCUUUUCGCCGAGGCCCCCAAAAACGGAUGA
Fonsecaea nubica is the source of this 1083-nucleotide messenger RNA. RefSeq lists its product as hypothetical. The coding region runs from base 1 to 1083 and encodes 360 amino acids. The transcript has 2 exons. Lineage: Eukaryota; Fungi; Ascomycota; Eurotiomycetes; Chaetothyriales; Herpotrichiellaceae. Gene Ontology annotation, molecular function: acyltransferase activity, transferring groups other than amino-acyl groups. The record is from RefSeq and is a predicted model, not a curated record. Gene Ontology annotation, biological process: biosynthetic process.